Molecule: messenger RNA, 793 nt
Organism: Coffea arabica (coffee)
Lineage: Eukaryota; Viridiplantae; Streptophyta; Magnoliopsida; Gentianales; Rubiaceae
Source: RefSeq, a predicted model, not a curated record
GAUACUCCCCUUAUCCAAGAAACCAAAGAAAGGGAAGCGCAAAUGGCGACAUUGCCAUCCUCUACAUUCCAGCUCUCUAACCCAAAUCCCUUAUUUCCAUCAUCAUCCCCACGCACUUGCUCUCCACUCAAACUCCACGCGCCUCCCAGCCAUUCCUUCACCAUCAUCACUCGGGCCACUUCCGAUGACUCCUCCUCCGACGAAACUGACCAGACCCAAACAGAAUCCCCGGGCUCCGACUCAGACGUCUUCGAGAACCGCCUCUCCCAAGUCCGGCUCCGCUACAAAAGCGGAACCGGAAAGAAAGCGGAGGUCCGGAAGACCCGGAAGGGCAAAAAGGGAGCCUCAAGCUCAAGCUCCGGUUCCGGGAUGUACCUCCCUCCGGUGCCCCUGAAGGAGGCCGUCUCAGAAGGGCUGAAUGUGGAAUUCGGGUUCAGCCCGUACUCUGAGCGGGUCAACGGGCGAAUUGCUCUUAUCGGCCUAACCGCCUUGAUUCUCGUGGAGCUGGCAACGGGUCAGGGGGUGAUAAAAUACCAUUCGCCGGCUAUAAUUCUAAUUCAGGUUUAUUUCAUGGCGGCGGCUUCGGCAUUGUACGUUAAGUACGAGAAAGAGAAAGUAAGUGUUUGGCCUCGGACCCAGUCAUCAGCUUCUUCCUCCUCUUCUUCUGCUGACAAAUGAAGACUGACAAAGUUAAUAUUCAGAAGGGUUGGUAAUUGUAAGCAUGUAAAAUUCUGAAUCUUUUUGCGUUCUUGAAUUUAUAGGUGUUGGCUAUUUUCAACUCCUCCUACUAGUA